GCUCUCUCUCUGGCUUUCUUUGCCGCGGCGAUAAGCUGCCCGCCCCGAUGCAUAGCUGCAAAAAUCGACUUUUUCCGGAUCUCAGAUAGCCGUCCACCGUUUGCGCCGUCUCUGCCGUGUAUGGUUGUGGACACCCCUGCUGUGCCUUCCUAAGGGAAUAGAAGAGACAGAAGCUGACUGAAGUGCAGACCUAGAAGAUGUUUCACCUCGUUGGAGUCGUUGCUCGGCUGCGUUCUUCGUUCACUGUGUGCGGACCGUGGGAACCUGCCUUUUGGUGACUUCACGUUAUGUGCAUGCGCUCUAGUGACAUCCUGCGCAAGAGGCCUUCCCUAGCCCAUGCAUGUGUUUCGCUUGUUGUCUUUUCCGCGCGCUUGACGCUCUCCGCCAGCGAGUUGCUGGGCCAUCCGUCAGCCGCUUGCCGGAGACAGUUUCCUCUCCUCCCAGGAGCCGCAAAACGCAGCGGCGACCCUCGCAAUCUUUCGGCAGCAAAUAGUGUCAAGCAUCGCUGGGCUGCAGGGGUGUCGAGAAGCCAGCCGCCUGUUCCCGGUUUGAGAGUUCCAACGCCUUCAUUUCGGGAGCGUUGCUUCCCAGCAAGGUGCGGGUGUGCAGACUGUCGAACUUUGUUACUGGAUGACACGAUCUCUCGAAGGUACUGUGGUAAGCGCCGGGCCACUGUUUCUCCCGUUCCGUCUCGUGCCUCUGCUUCGAACUUGAACGUGGAACAUGGAGACUUUCUCACACGCUCUACCUCGUAUGCGUCUCCGUCUCGAACUCCAGUCCUUUCAUAUUUAUCGCCACUGAAAGCACCUUCUUGUCCAGAGCUUGAUCGACACAGUUGCGUGUCUCCGGCUGAAAGGCCGUUCUGUCUCGGGGGCAAGUGCGGCAGUUCUAUCGCGCCCCCAGAAGACGCCUGCGCGUCUGCGUCUCGCUCAAGCUCUGCUUCCUCGUCGCCGUUCAAAAGUCGCUUCGCCAUCCCGGGAGACUCCGAGUCUGAAUCGGAGGUUCCUGCUCUCCCUGAAGAAGUGGAGUCGGUUGACCAGCCUCCUUCGAUUGGAGAAACUCUUUUUCGACAAACGCUGCCCCCGCUGCCUCCUUCCUGCAAACAGCCGCCCUCCUCAGCAUUCAAGCUCGAAGAAAACAUCUGUCCGGUAUGUCGCGUCGGCUGUCGAGACACUUACCACGCGUGCUCGGCGAACGGCGCACGGCGCCGGGCCUCCCCGCUGUCAGGUGGUGGAUCGACACCCGGACUCCGGCUCUCUCGCAGCUCCUCUCUGCAUGCGCUUCUAAGAGAAGAGGCCGACGACGACACCGCUGGGCUGACCCAUGGACAGAGAGGGUGUAUCUGCGCAGUUCACAUCAAAAGUGAAUCUGGACAAAGCGUCUGUAGGGGAAGGAACACACGCGGGAGAAGUGCAGCAACUGAAACGUCAGACUCCAGUGGGGACAGUGCAAGCAGUCCUUCCAGCUGUAGCUCAUGCGGUUCGGACUCUUCGUCAAACACACAUCGCUCUCUGUCGCGUCUCUCUGCUUCUCCCACUCGCCCCGCGAGGAGUCCUUGUGUCCAGACCUCCUUUUCCAAGUGUCGCGACACCGCGAGUCCUUCCCCUCCUCGGAAGGCUUCUGCCUGUGCUUCUCGACUCCCCUGCGGUCUCUCUCCCUGUCGUUGGAGCGCCUCUUGUUUCCCUCCAGAACCUCUGUCCUGCCCAGAUGGUUCUUGCCGUCCUGUUGCGUACGCUCGUUCUGAAAGCACUCUCUGCUCUGCGCAAAGACCCUCAGCGCCAUCGAGCUCAACCAGCGUCCCCCCACAUCGUCCAAAGGCUCUGCGUCCGCGAGGAAAGACGGUCUCUGCCGCGGCGGCGUUCGCGGCCUCCACGAAAGAGAAGAAAACUGGAACGUCGAGUUCCGCGGCAAGAGCUGGAAGUUUCAGAGCCCCCGCGAUCCGCAGGAGCCCCGACGCCCUCGCUCGCAGAGCAGCGGCGGCGGAGUUCGCUGCGAUUCACAGACGGCAGGCCUCAGUCCGGAGACAGUCUCCGUCGACACGAAUUGCGAGCAGGAAGACGAAAUCCAAAACCAUCCGUUCGUCGCCUACGCACGGAUUUUCCGCGCAAGAACAAGUCGAGAAGAGAGCUCGAAACGCGAGAGCAACUCCGAAAAAGAAACACGAAGACCGUGCGUGUACCUCCCCAACAGCUGCAGCUGCCACAGCACUCGCCUGCGCCCUUGCGGCUGCAGAGGCGCCUGUGGAGAGAGCGCUGGCGACGUCGGCUCUGUUUGCGAGUCCCAAGAAAGAGACCUGGAAGGUGGACACACCGUCGCAGGAACCCAAUGGCCUUGAGAGAAGACAGCCGAAGCGAGGUGGAAAACCGCAGAGUUCAGCCGCCUUCCAGAGACUCACUCGCGCCUCAGCACCUGAUAAGAAAAAACGCACUUUUUCCACUGGCGCCAGUGCGCUCACAGCGACUUGGAGCGUCCGCGGCGCCUGGCACUCGUCGAGUUCCUCGGGGGUCUCUGUCACGACGCCUCUGGGAGAAACAGACAAGGUCUGGGCGCUCGGUGGGACAACUGUGGGCGCCAAGAAAACACUACCGAAGCCUCGAGACGUUCCAGAAAACGCGGCAAAAACUGCAGCUGCGGCUGCGGUUUUGGCAGCAGCCGCAGCGCUCAUGGGCAGCUCCACCGGCGCCUCGUGCCAGGCUGUAUGUACAGCUGAGAGGCUGGCGGAGGAAGCCCGAGCGUGGGUGGCCUCGUUGGAGGCGACUCCGUUUCCGAGGCUACGCUCAGGAGAGCAUACAUUCACCGGAAGUUCUCGCGCCCCUUCACUUUCAGAGGCGACCCUCGAAACCGCAAGAGCUGCUGUCAAGAGUGCAGAAGCAGCUCUUCUGCGACUGCAGAAAGACUGUUGCUCUUCUGCGUCGCUGGAGUCCAAGCAGAGCGAAGGCACAGGUGAGAAACCUUUAGGGACUAGGAGCGUUACAAGAGGGACACGAACGGCAGCUGAAAGCCCAGUGUCGAGACAGUUUGGACGGCCACACACAUCGAGCGCUGGAGAGCGACAAAGUGCGAAAGAAAGCCGGUGUUGGAACGAGCGGGAACGCGACAAAGUGGAGAGUCUCAUAGAGGAACAUGCGUCGGAAAAACAAGGCUCCAGCACCGCUGUGUCGUCGGGCAAACACCGGCCGCGAGGGGCAACGGCGGCUGCGCGUGCAGGUCCCCAAGCAGCGAUUCCAGCUGUCGAAACUGCGGUGUAUGUACAAGCGAAGCGAGGGCGGAAGGCGGACGCGCGCGAGUGUCUGAAAACGCCCGAAUCGACAUCGGAGGAAAGCGAAGGUGACAGCAUCGUCUCUUUGCAGUCUCCGAGCAAGAAAGACGCGAGGGCAAAUCGAGAAGCGGCCGAGGGGAAGAGGGCGGAAAGUAAGGAGAAGAGAAGAGAGAAGGAGACAACCAGCUCAAGUUCAACACCCACCAGUGGACAAGGAGCUUCAGAAAGGGACUCCGACGCAGAACGUGGAAGUUCAGUCUGUUCCGCUCAUGUCUCUGACACAACAGAAAAACCUAUGCCCGAGCACAUGGACGAGAUGGCUAGCCGCCGUGAUGGAGCGGUGCGAACAGGGAAGGCAAAAGGAAAACGCGACAAAGCAACGCACGAUGAAAGAUGGAGCUCUGAUGUCUCUGGGCAGGGUGUCUUCUCUCUCUCAGCCGCUGUCCCUCUGAGUCUACCGCAAGACGAACAGCCGCCGUCUCUUGUUGCCUCGGUGGGGAAGUCCUCGACUCCCCUUUUUCCAUUGGCGGCUGCGGCGGCGGGUGCCCAUACGUCCCAGGAGGAGGGCGACGGGGAUACGGAGAGAGGAGACCACCUGGCGAACGAGACGGGAGAUAACGGAGACUACAACACAUUAAACGAGAGUCUAGGAGACGAGGCAUACGGCACGAACAAGGGGAUGAAAGAGAGCACACGGGAGGCGAAGUCGUCGAGGAACACUCAGGUAGAAGAGAGAAAAGACGACUUCAAAUGGGAGAAGCCAAAUGCAACGCAUGCAACAGACGAGACUGGCGAGAGGAAAGCAUCAUCUGUCUCCUCCACGCCUGCCUGCGGAGACACGAUCAAGGACGAGAAGCCAGGGUCCUCUAAACCGAAAAAGAAGAAGAAAAAAGAGAAGCGAGAGGGGAAAGCCCCCAAGACUGAAGACGUGGAGCAAAAGGCAGCGGCGGGGGAGACAUCGGUAUCCAAAUUGCCCGAGAAUAAUGAUGCCGAGCACUGUUUCUCACCUCCCGGUUCUGCGGAGGGAGUACCAGCCAGACUCCAGUCGACUGAAGAACCGAAGGGAGAUGACAGAAGCCAGGAGAACGAGAGAAGCACCCUGCCACUCGGAGAGACGCUCGAGGCAUCUGGUGCCCCCGAUCCAGGUCUGAGGCGCAGCCUUUCGGGUGUACAGACACUGGUCGAGCCGUCAGAGCAAAAGCCGGUGCCCAGGAAGCUCAGCAAUGGACCCGCGCGUGCAGCGGCAAUGGAGAAAGCCGCCGCCGGUCUUUCGUCAGCAGCAGAAAACAUGGCAAAAACGGCAGCACUGUUGAGACAGCACGCCGAAGAAGACGCGGAGGAUUUCGCGACAGAGGGAAGGCCGCGAAGAAGAAAGAAGAAGGAGAAGGCGACAAACAGCGAGGGACAGGAAACGGACCGAAGGGGGACGGAGCAGGGAAGGCAUGCGAUAGGGGAGAGAGAAGCGAAAAAGGGAGAAGGAAAGAGCCGCGAGAAGGAGAAUAAGGAUUGCUCGAGUGUAGACGAAAACGAAAAGACUGCGGAGGCUUCUCGAGGCUCGCCAGAGGCGGGGCACAAAGCGGCGAAGGGCGAGAGGGAAGAGGGGGAGGAGGCAGAGACGAAGAAGAAACAUGGAAAGAAGAAAGAAGGUGAAGAGAAAGAAGCGCUGCAUGAAGAUGCGAGCGGGAUGGGCGCGAUGAAAAGCGAACAAGGAAGCAAGCGUAGAAAGGCGAGAGAAGAUGCAGAAGCCGCUGCGGCAGCGAAAUUCCUGCUGCCUGCCGAAGAGUCGGAAACUCGACAAGCGACCGAGAACAAACAGCAGGCGCAGAGGCCCGACGCAAGCGCGGCGUCUAGGAACGGAGAGGCGGAGGCGAAGGACAAGCGCAAAAAGUCGAAAAAAGAAAAAGAUGGAAGAAACGCGAAGCAGGACUCUGAAGCUGAGAACUCGCACGGAGGACGGCGAGAGCGACCGAAGAGCGAGAGAAAGAAAGAAAAAGAAAGAGAGCCUGAAUGA
Messenger RNA from Toxoplasma gondii ME49, 5270 nucleotides. RefSeq lists its product as hypothetical. The transcript has a single exon. The record is from RefSeq and is a predicted model, not a curated record. The coding region runs from base 288 to 5270 and encodes 1660 amino acids. NCBI's taxonomy places the organism in Eukaryota, Apicomplexa, Conoidasida, Eucoccidiorida, Sarcocystidae.